AUGUCUAAGGGAAGGAUACAGGGAGCGGCGAGGAUUCUCGCCGCGCCGGCGCUCUCCGGCGACGUCACGGAAGGCAUUCCCGAACUCGAAGAGAGCGACGUGUGGCCUGAAUUACAGGAUGCUUCUGGGGAUCACAUCGAAUAUUCCGACGCUGAUGCUGACGAUGGAAGCCGUGCUCCGGCCCGGAGAAUGGGACGGAGCCGCCGCAGAAGCUUGGGCAGGCGGUACGUCGGCGGGCUAACCCUCGCCUUGGAGGACGCCCGCAAGGGAACUUCUCCUGCGGCGGCUCACCCAUCUCAGCCGCGCGAGGGGCAUCGGGCAGCGGCGUCGGCGCCCAUGGACGUGCCGGUCUGGCCGAGUUGGCUCCAAUCUGGUUCUCCGGCAGAAAGGAAAGCCGAUGAAGAGGAGGAGGAGGAGGAAUAUUCCGGGGACAGUGAGUGGAUCCCGCCGCACGAGUACCUGGCGCGGGCGCGGCGGCGGAGCGCGGCAACAUCGGUUUUGGAGGGCGUCGGCCGGACGCUCAAAGGCCGGGAUAUGAGACGUGUACGCGACGCGGUCUGGAGUCAGACCGGUUUCUUUGGUUGA
Zingiber officinale is the source of this 585-nucleotide messenger RNA. RefSeq lists its product as uncharacterized. The record is from RefSeq and is a predicted model, not a curated record. NCBI's taxonomy places the organism in Eukaryota, Viridiplantae, Streptophyta, Magnoliopsida, Zingiberales, Zingiberaceae. Bases 1 to 585 code for a protein of 194 amino acids. The transcript has a single exon.